Molecule: messenger RNA, 9309 nt
Organism: Octopus bimaculoides (California two-spot octopus)
Lineage: Eukaryota; Metazoa; Mollusca; Cephalopoda; Octopoda; Octopodidae
Biological process (GO): monocarboxylic acid transport; transmembrane transport
Molecular function (GO): monocarboxylic acid transmembrane transporter activity
Source: RefSeq, a predicted model, not a curated record
UAAAAUAUGUUAUACAGGCAUAGGGAGAGAAAAUGAAAGACGUGAGUAAGAGUGGGAGAAGUAAAAAGUGAGAAAGAAACAGAGUAAAAAAAAUCGUGAGAGAAAAACAGGGGAAGAAAGCGUAAAGGAUUAUGAUGUGUGUGAGAGAGAGAGAGAAAGGUUAAGAAAGAAAGAAAGACACACGGAAAGGAAAUUAUUUGAAGCGACACAUUUGUACAUUUAUUUCCAUCAUGUCAGUAGUUUUAUCAAACGUGGAAGAAAUGGAGGUAUUGGAACGCGAAAGAGAGGAGACUAAUGAUGACGGUGACGAUGAUGAUGAUGAUGGAAAUAAAAGCGCAAAUGAUAUGCAAAUAGAAGAUGGCGAAAUAGGUGGUAGGAAAAGUGAAAAUAAGAAAGUCGCACCGUGUUUAAAUCACAAUUCUGUCCGCGAUGAUGCAGAUAACGAUGAUGAUGAUAAUAAUGAUGAAAAGAUUGUCUACUCGCGUUGUUUCGGUCGAAGAUGCUACUUUGCCGAUCUUUUGUCUUAUUUUCGAAGUUCCUUAUCAACAUGCCGACAAAGCAUUGCUCAACGCUCCCGUAUUCAACUGUUUAAGUGCUUUAUUGUUUCAUUCUGCUGUUUUGGAACCAAUGUAAUGGUCAUUGGCUUCAUUUUUGCAUUGUCUAUCUACUAUGUAGAGCUGAAGCUAGCAUUUCCUAAUGAUCUGAAAUAUGUUACGUUGGCAGUUUUCUUGCCAACAGGAGUUUUUGGCUGUGUAGGUGUAAUCUCUGGAUAUAUUGUUGAAAAAUUUGGUAUUCGAUUAGCACUGGUUACAGGCAGCCUAUUACUCAGUUUAGGUAUUAUUGUAUGUUGUUUUGUACCUACUGUUCCAUAUAUUCUCUUCUUCUUGGGAAUCAUUGCAGGCACUGGCUGUUCCUUAAUAUAUAUUUCUACAAACACAGCUUUGGCAUAUCACUUCCCAAACACUGGCCGAAUUCUAAUUUCCCUCAUUACCCUUGGUGAAAGUUUCGGAUUAAUCAUCUUCCCUUCAUUUGUAUCAUAUUUGAUAGACAUCUACUCUUGGCAAGGAAGUUUACUUAUUCUUGGUGGAACUGUCCUUAAUUGUCUUCCUUUGGGUUUAAUAUUUUCCACAAAGACAGAAUAUUUUAAAAGCCGAAAACAGUCAAAGAAAGAACCAAGUAAAAAUGGCAUCAACAAAAAGAAACUUACCUCCAGAGAAAGUAGCCAAAGUCCAAUAUUGCCAACUAGCGACAGCAAUUGUAGCUGUGUGCUAGAUAGUUCAGGAACGUGUAAAGAAAACAACUGCAUACAACCAGAAGACACUCAUGAUCUGACUAUUGAAGAAAAGGAAUUAUUAUUAUGUGAGACAAAACAAAAAAUCCAUUCCACUAUCGAAAUAAACGGCAAAAACUAUCCAGAAGAGAUAAUUAAGAUUUCAGACAUUGAGAAAACACCACCACUUUACAAACAGAAUGGUAACUUGAGUUCCCAAAAUUCUACUAGCAAUUAUUCAAUCAAAAGUAACACUACAAAAAUAUCAAAUUCUCAAAUUGACAUUUCAAAAAUGCCAAAGCAAAAUAUUGUGAAAAAACUUCAGUUUCUUUUAUCAAACAAAAAUUAUGUUCUGUUUUUGUGUACUUUAUUUAUAGCUUUUGGCAAUUUGGCCACUGUAGUAACUAUAUUACCAGACUACUGCUAUUCAAUAGGGCUAUCUGUAAAACAAGGAGCAUGGAUUUUCUCAAUAGGUGCCAUUGGUGAUAUCAUCUCCCGUGUUUUGGGAUCUAUCUUCCUUUAUCUGAAGAUGCCAAGUUUGGUGAUUUUCUCAUUCGCAAUCAUCAGCUGUAGCCUGGUUAGUCUGAUUUAUCCAUUUAUAACUUCUAUUACUGCCAUAACGAUUGUAACAUUCAUAUUUAUAUUGACGUCUGGGAUAUCAUUUUCGGUUUAUACUGUCGUCGUUUUGGACUUCUUCAACUUCGAACUCUAUUCCUUAUCUACAGGCUUGUCAGAGACAGUUUCAGGAAUAGGUAUUAUUCUCAGUGGAUUUUCUGUUGGUGUUAUCACAGAAUAUAACAACAAUGACUACACCAUCAGUUUUUAUAUAGUCUCCAUCUUAAACAUUGUGUCGAUGUUACCCACAAUUCUUUAUUUCCUGUACAAGCGAAGAAGGACACAAGUUGAUACUUAACCGCAAUUUUAACAUGCAUAUUUUAUUUGUUAGUAUAUUUUGUUAUUAGUUUUGUUUUGUUUUUGAAGAAUGGUACAAAGUUUUUUUCAUUGUUAACUGAAAUUGUAAAUCUAUGCAAAGGAAGAAAUUUUUAAAUGUAAAAAUAAAAGCAAAAAAGGAAAGGAAGGAAAAUAGCAAAAUCAUUAUUAUUCAAGUAUCUGAAAGGGAAUUGAUUCCUUCUGCUACAGUCUUUCAACUCAUUAACUAGUCAUGUACUGAUACCUCUUUUCACAUAUUCUCUACUAACCCCACACAAACACACACACUCAAACAUGUGUGUGUGUGUGUGUGUAAGGCGCGGGAGUGGCUGUGUGGUAAGUAGAUUGCUUACCAACCACAUGGUUCUGGGUUCAGUCCCACUGCGUGGCACCUUGGGCAAGUGUCUUCUACUAUAGCCUCGGGCCGACCAAAGCCUUGUGAGUGGAUUUGGUAGACGGAAACUGAAAGAAGCCCGUCGUAUAUAUGUAUAUAUGUGUGUGUGUGUAUAUGUUUGUGUGUCUGUGUUUGUCCCCCCAACAUCGCUUGACAACCGAUGCUGGUGUGUUUACGUCCCCGUAACUUAGCGGUUCGGCAAAAGAGACUGAUAGAAUAAGUACUAGGCUUCUAAGGAAUAAGUCUUGGGAUCGAUUUGCUCGACUAAAGGCAGUGCUCCAGCAUGGCCGCAGUCAAAUGACUGAAACAAAUAAAAGAGUAAAAGAGAGUAAAGAGUAUAUAUAUAUAUUUAUAUAUAUAUAUAUAUAUAUAUAUAUAAGUUCAAAAAAAGACAAAAAACAACAACGUGAGAACGUGAUACAGAUUGUGUUACAAGAUGCUCGGGAAAGGAAAGAGAGAGAGUAUGACGUUUCGAGCGGAGCUCAGCACUAACAUAGCCUUACCUGCCACCUUGGAUCUUCUGGAUACCAAUACCUCUCAUAUCAUCAUCAUUAUUUAACGUCCGCGUAUAAAAUGUUUGAAAAGAAUUCUUGAUAUAGUCCACUAAUUUGAAGAAAGAUUUUCUUAAAUUUAAAAACAGAACAGCAUAAAUCUUUUGGAAAAAAAUUUUUGUAUUAUGUUUAAAUGUUUUCACUGUUUACAGUUUUUCAGCCACAAUUGUUAUGGAGUAAAUCAUAUUGACAGAGUUGUUUUUAAUAUUAGUGCUAUUUCUGGUUUAGUUUUAGAUUUAGAAUCCUUAAACAGUAGUCUUCUUUUUACUUUCAUAGCUGAUCAUUUUCUUCCUUUAUUUUGAAAAACAGAAAUAUUUUGAAUUUAUUUAUUGCACACAUGUUUAGAUAUUCACAAGGAAUAUUUUGAUUUGUUGUUUAUGUACUCUCACUCAUUCAUUAUGAUCCCAUUUGGCCAAUAUAAUUUUUAUUGCAUAGUAGGUACAUGAUGCAGUAAAUUAAAUAUAUUGUUUUGCACUUCAUGUCUGCAUUUACCUUAAAUUCCUUCCUUUUCUUGAAUUAUUUGAUUGUUCUCCGUUCAGUUAUUUUAAAUGUCCUACAACAAAGGUCUCUAUAGUUUGUUACCUGCAUUAUUUGUUCUGAUGUGAAUCUCACCUUUCUUAAGAGUCUUUCGAAAUUUGAUGAUUGUCUUCAAUUGAUAGUAAUUAGUGAUUCUUUAAUCCAUUAGUAUUCAGAUUACUCUGUGAAAUGUAAUGCUUUUUUAUUCAAAUUGUUUGAAUUAAUCAUGCAUUAUCUUAUAACUUUGAGGUUUCUAUGAUGUGAUUGUUUAUUUUUAGAAUGCUAGUGUAGGUUAGGUGUGAGAGGUUAGCUAUGGCCAAUGUGAAUGUAAAAACAUGUAGAAUGUUUGUGUUAGAUUUGGCCAGCUUAAAUGCUGAAGGGUUAAGAUCAACACUAAUUAAAUUUUAAAUAAAAUGCCUAAGUACACAACUAAUAAAAUCAUAAAAUUCACUGAGUAAAAUAUCAAUGUACAACUCUUAACAUUGAACUGUUUUCAGUGACUAACGACAAAACAGCUGAUACUCCCCAACUUGUCAUGUUUGGUGUGCUAACAGUGCCUGACUUCAGUUUUGUUUCUGACUUCUAAAAGUAUAUUAUUAGUUUUGAAAACAAAUUAAGAUCAAAGUUAUAUGAUGAUAUUGUAAAAAAAAAAUUAGUUUUAAUUUAGGUUUAAUGUCUAACUUCUUGUCAUGAAAAACAAACAUGCAACCAUGCUGUCAAAGCUGUCACACACACUUUGCCAUUAAUUUUUGUCAUUCUCCCCAUUACCCUACAAUACACCCAGUACUAUAUUAUGAUACAAUGUGCUGUGAGGUGUGAGGACACUUGCCACCAAAUUUCAAGCAGAGGUAUAACAAAAGUUUUCCCUUAUGAUUUGUGAUUAAAUUAAUGAGUGAGGUUAAUACUUAUAAUGAAUUUGCCAUUUUCAGUGGGUGUGCAGCACACACCUAGCACACCUGGAACAUAUGCCUCUAACACACACACACACACACACACACACAUAUAUAUAUAUGGCAGUGCUUCAACAAAUAGGAAAGCAUUUAACCAGCUAAGAGAGCAAAGAUAAUCUUAAACAAAAACCCCAUAAAUUUUGCAAAUAACUACCCAAGGUUUCCUGGUCAAAAUAAUAAUUUAUUUCCCCAUUUAUCAAACUGAAAGCAAGACUUACCUGCUAAAAAAAACAACUUGCAAACAGUCUUUGCAAAAGAAAAGAAAAAAAAAAGAAAAAAAAAGGGGACUGUAAUUACAGUUCACUUUAAUACAUAAAUAAACCUGGAUACAAAGAGGCAAGAGGGGAAGUAUGAGAUUGUCCUCCAUUGCCAGCCAUGAGGAAUAGUCUUAAAUUGAUAAUGGUGGCUAGGGUAACCACCAAUCAGCAAACAGAAACAUGAAGAAACCAUAUUCACAUCAACAUAUAUAAAUGAAUCACUUCACAGAUUUGUAGAAGUUCAGACAUUAACAACACAGUGGUAUGGAUGUCGAGCCAUGAGAUAAAACAUUUAUUUUCACUUGACUAUAUAUUUUGUAUAUGUGUAUGUAUUUAUGUAUAUAUAUACCUCCACAGUUUGAAGAGGUAUAUGCCCUUUGCCAUUAGGGUCUGACAAGCCAUCCAUAAAGCUAAGUGCUUCAUGGAUGCAAAAUCAUUAGCCACUCUAUGACCAGAUAUAUACUUAACUGCAUAUAUGUAUAUAUAUAUAUAUAUAUAUAUAUGAAGCAGAAAGUGAAACUUAUUUGUGUAUAUUAAUUAUAUGCAUAUAUAUUUAUUUAUUUAUUCUUUUACUUGUUUCAAUCAAUGAACUUCAGCAAUGCUGGGGCACUGCCACUAUGUGUGUGUGUGUGAUUAUAAGUGUCAAUGUGUCUAUGUAUAUGGGUAUAUGCACACGCACACAAUAUAUAUUUAUGUAUAUAUUAUAAAUAUAUUACAUAUAUUUUGUGAUCACCAUCAUUAUUUAACAUGUUUCCUAUACUGUACACGCAAUUUAGAAAGCAUGUGGUUUAGUGGUUAGAGUCUUCAGCUCUCAAUCCUAUGGUCAUGAGUUCAGUUCCUGGUGGCAUAUUGUGUUCUUGAACCAGACACUUUAUUUCAUGCUGCUCCAGUCCACUUGGCUGGCAAAAAUUAGUAGUACUUGUAAUUCAAAGGGCCAGCUUUGUCACAUUUUGUGUCAUGCUGAAUCUCCUUGAGAACUACAUUAAGGGUAUACAGAAUACCAGUGUAGACACAGUAUGUCUGAAUAUUUAAGAACUUCAUUUCCUAAUCAUAAGAUCUUGGUGUUGAUUCUACUGCAUAUCAUCAUCAGCAAAUGUCAUUUUCUACAACCCUACAACCAAGAUCUUCUGAGUGAAAUUGGGAAGACAGAAUCUGUAUAGGAGGCCGUCAGGUGGGUUCUAUUUGUAAUUCAAAAGUCCAGCCCUUAUCACACUUUGGGUCAUCUUGGUUGUACCUGAGAAUGACAUGAAAGAUUCACACGUCCGAAUACACAAGGUCAGAAAAUUUGACCUGCAAUCAUGUUAUAUGCUUAGUAUUUUUAUAUAAUAUAUCUAUAUUAUCAUCAUCACCCAUCAUCAUCAUCAACAUCUUUCAAUUUCCUUCUUUGAUCCUGACUUGGGUUGGGUGAGUCAGCAGGAUCUAUCUGGUAGAGGAAUGUGUCAUACUUUGAGAUACUAACAGCUUUUUAACAUUAGGUACACAGCUCAACAAGACCCUGAAAUUAUAUGCUGAUUGAAUGUUUUCCUAUACCUAUGAUCCAAUAUAAAUUUCUUAUCCACUAAUCUAAGAAAGACCCCUCUCAUGCAGGUUUUCACAUUGAGUGAGACUGUGGGUAGAGUGGCAAACUAAAUGACUGUGGAAGUACUUUCCCUUGUGGGCAUUAGGGCAGGGUGUAUAAGUGAUGCAGUCCUUAAAUCCAUUUUCUGCCAGAGCCUUGUUAUAAAAGAAGGUGGCUGUAUCAGGGAAAUCUUUAUUUGUGGAAAAGUUCAAAAUCUUCGCAUUGACAGUCUUUAAAUGUUAUUGGAAGGUUGCAGGAGGCUGUGUUGAUGAGCAAGUCUUUCAUUUGGUUUGCAGUUGGGCCUGUAUUAACCAGUGCUUCAUUUGAAUGUUACAUCUAAGAAAUUAACUCUGGUCUUAAUGGUAACACUAAGCUGUAAGAAGUUAUGAGUGCAGAUCAGGUCUUUCCUGAGCUUAUCCAAAGUGAACCUGUUCAUGCCUCUCAAGAUAGUUAAAUCGAUGUCACUAUCAUCACUAAAAUGUCAUCACAUCCUUUUUAUCUCUGAUUAAUAGCAUGGCAUAGAUUAACUUGAAAUUUUGAGGGGUGCUUUUUGUUUUAAAUUUGGUCUGUGUGGGUCUUACUAUAUCCUCAGACUCUAGAGAUGCCAUGUUGUUUGUUGUCUCAACUGCCAUUUAUUAUUUUUUUUCCUAGUCUUCAUCUCCAGAAGGGAGAAACAGAUGACCUAAUUAUUCACAUGGCCCAACAUCAAUAUAAUGUACACCUUCUUACACUUAUACAGCUCAACUAUUAACAGGAUAAGUAAUUCUAACAGACAAGGUGCAGAGGUCCAUGGCAAUAAUUGCCACUUGUGAAUAUAAGAGUUAUCUUUCUGCUUAAUAGUCUCAUCAUGUAUUUGCUCAACUUCAUUUAUCACCAGUAACCUUUCCAGUCCGAAGUAAAGAGCAAACUGCACCAAAGCUUGAAUUUGCCUAGGAGCCAUGCUUUGUGAAACAUCAAGAAUCUGUUUCCACCAUUUUGUACAUUUUGAUCCCCUUAUCUCUGUUGUUAAAUAAUCCAUAUUACAGUUUCCCCAGGCAUUUCACUGUCUCUCUUGUUAUCAUAAACCUGACUUCUGCAUUUUCAUACUUCACUUCUUUCUGCUUUCUUUUCAUAAGAGUUACAUUACACACUUACUUUACUUUUAAAUACACUUUUGCUCAGUUUAUCGACUCGUCCUAAUCCAGUCUGCACAGGAUUUCAUCAUUGAAUACUUCUUCUUUGCCAACAAUGCUACAUCAUCCAUUCUUUAAGUAGCAGAUCUUUAUCUUGUGGCUGUGGUCCAUUGUUCCUUGUAGGACGACUUCCAUUCAAAGUAUCAACCAACCAACUGACAAUGUGCACUUAGCUGCAGUUCUUACUUCCAACUUGUCCCAAGUCAUUAUGUAUUUUUUGUGGCAAAGAACAUAUAGAAUUUACUAUAAUAAUAAUCCUUUAUUGAUCUUCUGAUUUCAAGCAAAAUCCAGAACAGCUCGACAGCAUACUGAAACAGUUUGUGUAGAAUGUGUAGAACUGACCCAAAAUCAUUUCUCAGGUUACUUUUCUCCUCCUUUGUUGUUUGUAUGACAUUCCAUAGUUGCAUAUUGUAUACAAUCUGAUAUAUUUGGGAUUCCUAUUGAUACAGAAACCAUUUUCUAACAGAAAUGUAAUCAUUUGUAUAGCAAUAAUGCUGAGGAAUAUUUAUCCUUUAACUUUCAUUUGAGAAAUUGGUUUGAAUUAGUUAAAAGUUGAUGGGUUCUGUUCUUUAAGAAGGUGGAUGACUUCUAGUCUUUCCCAGCAAUCCAUAAUCUUCUCUUUUUAAACUAGUCAAAGAAUGAAAAAUAGUUUGUUGCUCAGAAUGGAAUAUUUCUAUAUAGCACUCCAUCCUGGUCUGGCACAUGCUUCAGUCAUAUCUUUUUGAUUAAAAAAAAAACUGAAGUUUUUUUUCAUUCAAAGGUAUCUAAAGUCAAAUUUUCCUCCAGCUACUGUCACUUUCAGUAUCUCUUGCAUUGCUGGUGUAGUGGGUAUCUUGAAGAUUACCAUUAUACAUAAUACAGAAGUGGGUCUUCAGCUCAUCCCUUCUACUGGUCAGGUGACCAUUUCUGCUCUCCUGAAACAACCCAUUUGCAUACUUGCAUUUGCAUAUUCAAUGAACCCUAUUACUUGAGCCUUCCUCUUUCUUGAUUCACACCAACUGACAGUGGCAUUUCUUAACAUCAUCAUACAGCAUUUUCAAAGGUACCUUUUCUUCUUCCCUUGCUUCAGUCCAACUACUCAUCAAAGGUUUCUUCCUCCUGGACUCCUCUUCAUAUUACCUCUUGGCACUUUAUUUCUACCAUUUCCAUUUUAUGUGCCAAACAUUUCCUCGCCUGUGUAACAGAUUAUAUCAAUGAGUACUUGAAGCUCUUCUUCCACCAAAAAUCAAUUCUUCCUAAUUUUUGUUUUCUUCAUUACAGCAUUUUUGAACUCUUUGUAGAUUAGCAAUCCAUCUGCUUUAAACCAUCUUAUCUUCACUUGCUGGCCCCAAACACUCUUUUGCAGGUGCAUUGACUUUACCUCUGUGGCUUGCCUUCUUGCAACCAUCAAUGCUUAUCAUCUGAUUCACAUUACAAUUUUGUGUGCAUCAGUCUGAAUUCCAGUCAGAUUCCUGGCCAAACAGGACAUCUCAAUGUUUCUCUGUUGCAAAAAUUUUGCCCAGUGAGGCAUCUGUUAUGGUCACAGGAACAAAACUAAAUUCCUUUGUUACUGUCACAUGAAUAUGUAUCCCUUCUUUCCACCCCUUUCAUUAAUACUCUUCCUUAGGCGGUGGUAAGGUAAUCUUCCUCCAGUCAGGAUCCUAUACUCAUUAUCAAAUACUAAGAGCAAGUACAGGUAUUUGAAUAUGGCUUGUGCGGGUGGCACAUAAAA